AUGGCUUCCCUCAUGGACAGCAGUUCACUGCCGGCUGCUGGCAAUGCGCCACACGCCUUAUCUGCGUCACCGUCCGAACCGGAGUCCGGUGUGCGGUCCGCUGGUCGCACCGGCCCCGCCUCGGGCAAGACCAAAGGCACCCGGGGGGCUGCGUCUGCCGCCAACAAGCCGGUGAAGGCGUCCAAAACAAAGACGCCCAAUGGCGCCAACAGCGAACACCGCAAGGAGCAGAACCGCAUUGCCUCGCGGAACUAUCGGGAAAAACGGAAGCACAAGCUGGCUCUGCUGCAGCAGAUCCUCUACGAUCCAUCAGCUAGCGACAGUGUAACCGAGGCGGCCGCUGCCGCAUCGACGCCAGUGCCCGCACCUGCACCUGCACCUGCACAUACGACUGUGCAACCUGCGUUUGGACCGUACACAGACGGUACAGCGCCCUCGCUGGCCGAUAGCCUGGACGAGUUGACGGGCAUCUUGCCCGACUUCCAGCCCAUCAUAUCUGGCUUGAUCUCCUCGAACAUGCUGCCGCCAGAGACAGCAACGACGUCAGACACCGCAGCAGCCUCCAUAGACGCAACGGCCGCUGCACAGGAAGCGCAGCCCUCGGACGACUUCGCGGCCUGGGCUGCCUCUAAUCUGCCAGCGGCGAUCGCGGCAAACUCACCCCGCGCCAAAAGCUCCGCUACUCCACCGUCUUCGUCGUCGUCCACGUCUGCAUCUGCAUCUCGAUCUACAAAAGCCACCGUGCCCACGCUCUCCACAUCCUCUGCCACCACAUCUGAGUCUCUUCUUGAUUUGCCUAUGCUCCAGCCGUGGCUCAUCCCCUUCUCCAGUGACCAGAACAGCUUUACGCCCUUCCUCACGAAUGCGACACCAAACAACGGCGUGACGUCUUCCUCCUUUUCGGCAUUUACGCCGGCGGACAUCGCUGCUGCUGUUGCACCUGCCUCAUCAACGCCAAAAGCCCGCUCACAACCAAUGCCGAGCGGCUCAACGGUGCUCGAGGUGGACGACCUUGACGAGACGUUUGACCCGGGCGUGGACGUCGACCAGUUUAUGACCGGCACCGACAGCCACCAGCAACACGGCAACGGCGUAUUCUCAAGCUUGCUCUCGCGGCCCGACUGGUCCACGUCAUAUUAUGCCGCCCAGAGCUACCAGAACUUACACGGUACCUUCGCGUCGGGGCCCCAGCCUACCUCACUUGCUGGCGCCGCCAUGCCGCUGCCCCAGCCGACCACAAGGCCCAGCACAACAACACUCCCUUCCCGCCCCUCGCCGCGCCCCCUCUCCCAGACACUCGCACCGCCCUCGGCGGCCGCAGCCACGUCGUCACCAUCCGCGCUGCCACCAAACGUCUUGCCAUCCGCCAUCGCCUCGCCCGCAGCAGUAGCAGGCGAACCGUCGCGGAAGACACGCAAGAAAAACCGGCCCGUGGUUCGCGCCAUGUUACAAUACGUCCAGACGCUCUCACCGCACCAGAAACGGCUCAUUUUGCAGGCUCUUUUGGACGGAGAGGGCGGUGGCGGCAGCGGCGGCGAGGGCGAAGGAGCGGACGGCGGCGACGGCACGGCCGAGCUGGGUGACGGCGAUGACGAGCGCGUGGAGGAGGUCGAGAAUGCCGGCGACGACAGCGACGGCAGCAACGACGGGACAAGCAAUACGAGUGGCAGCGGUACGGGCAAGGGCGCACCCAAGAAGACGGCUUUCAUCUCGCGGCGCGAGGAUCGCUUCCGCCAAGUUGUCGCCCGCUGGAACAACGGCCGUUUUGCGGGCCCAGCAGGUGGGGGCCCAGCGGCGGGUACUUCCUUUUCGUCGUCAUCGUCUUCGCCGUUUUCUGGCACCUCGACAACAGACGCGGCCAGCUAUGCCGCGUUGACCCUCAGCAGCUACGACAGGCCCAACGGCUUGACCAGCGCCAUCCACAAUCAACCGCCACCCAGCGGCAUCUAUGGCACCAGCUUUGGCGCGGAUCCCAUGGCCGGGUCCUAUUUCCCCGUCCCGGUCAUGUACAUGAACCUACAGUGCCGCCGCAUGGGCUUCCGUGCCGCCGUCUGGCAAAACUGCCUCGCCUGCGGCCUCGCGAAUCCGGACGCCUUGUUUGACGAAGCCGCCUGCUACGACGAGGAGCUGGAGCCGCAGAGCCCCUUUGCCCUCCAGGCCGACGAGGCGCGCGCCGUCGUGCUGCAGGGCGCGAACCGCAUUACCGCGGCCGUCACGGCCGUGCGCCAGAACCUAGCCCGCGCCGGAAAGACCCCGCCGCGCGACCUGCAGCCGGUCGACGCCCAGAUCCUCGUGGCCCACCAUCCGUACCUGGACGUCAUCCCGUUCCGCGGGUUCCGCGCGCGCGCACUGGCGCUGCUGGCCGAGAUGGAGGCGGCCGAGGAGGUGGCGGCCGCGGUGGCCGCCAACAACAACGCCGACGGCGUGGGCACGCCACCGGGCAGCAGCCGCAACGAGACGCCGUGUCUCUUGGACGAGGACGAGCUCUGCUACGACAUGAACGUGGCCGAGGGGUUGGUGUGCUGGGGCUCGCAGACGGGCAACGACGGCGCAGGCUUGUCGUCGCAGGCGAAGCGAGACAGUGGCUCGGCACGGGACAUGCGGGCGUGCCUCCCGUGGGACAUGCGCAGCUGGGAGCCGCAGGUAUGGUUCCUGAAAAAGUACUGGUUCCUGGUCGGCGGCUGGGACGACGAUAUGUGGCGCAACUGCCGGUGGUGGCACAGCAUGCGCGGCGAUGAACUGGACUAUUCUGUGUUUGCGUUGCCCGGAUAUUAA
This is a messenger RNA of Sporothrix schenckii 1099-18, 2775 nucleotides long. RefSeq lists its product as uncharacterized. Gene Ontology annotation, molecular function: DNA-binding transcription factor activity. The transcript has 2 exons. NCBI's taxonomy places the organism in Eukaryota, Fungi, Ascomycota, Sordariomycetes, Ophiostomatales, Ophiostomataceae. The record is from RefSeq and is a predicted model, not a curated record. Gene Ontology annotation, biological process: regulation of DNA-templated transcription. Bases 1 to 2775 code for a protein of 924 amino acids.